Molecule: messenger RNA, 3936 nt
Organism: Diospyros lotus (date-plum)
Lineage: Eukaryota; Viridiplantae; Streptophyta; Magnoliopsida; Ericales; Ebenaceae
Exons: 5
Biological process (GO): DNA integration
Molecular function (GO): nucleic acid binding
Source: RefSeq, a predicted model, not a curated record
AUGGAGCAAAAACAAGCAACUCAAACUAAUCCAAGGACAUUGAGCUCAUAUGCUACACCUACUCUAGAUGGCACUACAUCAAGCAUUAGGAGGCCCAAUGUGCAAGCAAACAACUUCAAGAUCAAGCCUGCAAUUAUUCAGAUGAUCCAGAUGAGUGUACAAUUUUCUGGCCCUAAUGAUGAUCCUAACUCUCAUAUUGCUAAUUUUCUUGAAAUAUGUGAUAGUUUUAGGCAUAAUGAAGUUAGUGAGGAUGUAGUUCGACUUAGGUUGUUUCCCUUUUCCUUGAAAGAUAGAGCAAAAGAAUGGCUUAAUUCUCUUCCAGCAGGUUCUAUUACUACAUGGAAUGAUUUAGCACAAAAGUUUUUGUCUAAAUAUUUUCCACCUUCUAAAAUGGCUAAAUUAAGGAAUGACAUAACAACUUUUUCACAAUUUGGUAAUGAAUCCUUAUAUGAGUCGUGGGAGAGAUUUAAAGAAAUGCUUAGGAAAUGUCCUCACCAUGGUUUACCUAUUUGGAUGCAAGUGCAAACUUUUUAUAGUGGCAUUAAUCAAUCUUCUCGUUCGAUGUUAGAUGCAACUGCAGGUGGUACCCUUAUGAGGAAAGCUCCCGAGGAAGCAUAUGAACUUUUGGAGGAGAUGGCAACCAACAGUUAUCAAUGGGACAAUGAGAGAACAAAUAAAAAGGGAGUUGGAAUUUAUAAUGUUGAUUCUAUCACUGCUUUAUCUAUUCAAAUUGCUAAAUUAAAUAAGAAUUUAGGUAAUUUGGGGGUUUCAGCUAUGAAUGCUUCUUCUUCUUCUUCUUCUUCCCAUUUUCUUCCUUGUGAGCUUUGUGGGAGAGGGGGACAUGCUAGUGUAGAUUGUCAAGUAGGAAAUCCUUUUUCUUCUGGUUCUUCUGAACAAGCUAGUUUUAUUUCUUAUCGUGGCAACAGGUCAAAUUUUAAUCCCUACUCCAACACUUACAAUCCAGGAUGGAGGAGCCAUCCUAAUCUUUCUUGGAGUAAUAAUCAACAAAGAGUGCCCCCUAGCUUUCAACAACAACAACAUCAAAUUCCACAGGAGAAGAAGCCAAAUUUGGAAGAUAUGAUGGCAAAAUUUAUCGAUAGUACAGAAGCAAGAAUGCAAAGCUUGGAAACUCAAAUUGGACAACUUGCCCAAGCAAUUUCAGAAAGACCACAAGGAGGCUUGCCUAGCAAUACUGAGAAGAAUCCAAGGGAGCAUGUAAAAGCCAUCACUUUGCGAAGUGGAAAAGAACUUGAAAGUAAAGAAAAAGAUGAAGAGCGUACAAAAGAGGAAGAAAACCAAGAGCUUGAAGCCAAAGAAGAGGAUCGUGAUUUAUCAACGAAGAAAAAAGGGAGUUCUUCUUUACUUAAUUUAAAAUCUUACAAACCUCCUCUUCAUUUUCCUAAAAGAUUUUUGAAGGCUAACUUGGAUAAACAAUUUGCUAAAUUUUUAGAGGUGUUUAAAAAGUUGCAUAUUAACAUCCCUCUCCUUGAUGCUAUAUCACAGAUGCCAAGUUAUGCCAAAUUUUUGAAAGACAUAAUUGCAAACAAAAGAAAGUUGGAGGAAUUUGAGAUGGUGAAACUUAAUGAAGAAUAUGAACAACACAAGGAGGCUGUGGGCUAUUUGGGAGAAAAGCAAAAAUUCAAUCCAUCCAAAAGACACAAAUUGCUACCUUUGGAUGUUUCCUCUUCCUCUUCUUCAAAAGCCAGACCAUCAAUUGAGAAGCCUCCUAUUCUUGAACUUAAACCUUUUCCUUCUCAUUUAAAAUAUGUGUAUCUGGGGGAUUCAUCUAACUUACCUGUGAUUAUUUCUUCUUCUUUGAUAGCUCUUGAGGAAGAAAAGUUGAUGAGGGUGCUUAUGGAGCACAAAAAGGCAUUUGGAUGGAGCAUUGCUGAUAUUCAUGGAAUAAGUCCAUCAAUUUGCAUGCACAAAAUCUUGAUGGAAGAAGGAUUCAAGCCUAUGGUGCAAUCCCAAAGAAGGUUAAAUCCUAAUAUGCAAGAGGUAGUAAAGAAAGAGGUGAUAAAAUGGCUUGAUUCAGACCAAGAGAAAACUACUUUUACAUGCCCAUAUGGAACAUUUGCAUUUAGGAGAAUGCCAUUUGGUUUGUGUAAUGCUCCUGUAACAUUUCAAAGGUGCAUGAUCUCUUUCUUUUCAGACUUCAUUGAUGAUUUUAUGGAAAUUUUUAUGGAUGAUUUCUCUAUUUUUGGAUCUUCAUUUGAUGCAUGCUUACAUAAUUUGUCUUUGGUGCUCAAAAGAUGUGAGGAAUCUAACCUUGUUCUUAAUUGGGAAAAGUGUCACUUUAUGGUUAGAGAAGGGAUUGUUUUGGGUUUUUACAGGAGAUUUAUUAAGGACUUCUCUAAAAUUGCCAAGCCUUUAACUAAUCUUCUAGUAAAAGAUGUGCCUUUUCAAAUCAUUGAUGAUUGUAUACAUGCAUUUAAUUGUUUGAAAGAGAAAUUGAUCCAAGCUCCUAUUGUUUCAGCCCCCAUGUGGAAUUUGCCUUUUGAGAUCAUGUGUGAUGCAAGUGAUGAUACUCUAGGUGUAGUUUUAGGACAAAGAAUAGACAAGAAAUUUCAUACCAUUUAUUACGCAAGUAGAACUAUGAAUGAUGCACAGAAAAAUUAUUCAACAACUGAAAAGGAACUACUUGCUGUAAUGUUUGCUAUUGAAAAAUUUAGACCUUAUUUGAUAUUAUCUAAAGUAAUUGUCUAUACUAACCAUUCUGCAUUAAAGUAUUUACUUGCUAAAAAAGAUGCUAUACCUAGGUUGUUAAGAUGGAUUUUAUUGCUGCAAGAAUUUAACCUAGAAAUUAAGGAUAAAAAAGGCAUUGAAAACUUGGUGGCUGAUCACUUGUCAAGAUUAGAUGGGGAGCAUAUGGAAAGCAUGGCUAAACAAUCUUUGCAUGAUGAAUUCCGUGACGAAAAAUUAUACUUUGUACGAGAUAAUGAUGAACCUUGGUAUGCUGAUUUUGCUAAUUUUCUUGUAGGUAAUGAGUUACCCCUUGACAUGUCAUUUCAUCAAAAGAAAAAGGUUUUAUCUGAUAUUUUUUAUGUUUGGGGCAUUGAUUUCAUGGGUCCUUUUCCCAAAUCUUUCGAUAAUGAGUAUAUACUUGUUGCCGUUGAUUAUGUGAGUAAAUGGGUGGAAGCUAGUGCAUGUCCCACUAAUGAUGCAAGGGUUGUCAUAAAAUUUUUUAAGAAAAAUAUUUUCACUAGAUUUGGUACUCCUAGAGCUAUCAUUAGUGAUGGAGGUACACAUUUUUGCAAUAAACAAUUUGAAAAUUUAUUGGCUAAAUAUGGUGUUACUGAUAAGAUGGCUACCCCCUAUCAUCCUCAAACUAGUGGACAAGUGGAAAUUUAAAAUAGGGAAUUGAAAAAUAUUCUAGAAAAGACUAUGAGCUUGUCUAGAAAGGAUUGGUCUUUAAAAUUAGAUGAUGCACUUUGGGCUUACAAGACAGCUUUCAAAACACCUAUUGGAAUGUCUCCUUAUCGACUAGUUUUUGGUAAGACUUGUCACCUUCCUGUUGAAUUAGAGCAUAAAGCAUAUUUGGCUAUCAAAUUGCUUAACUUUGAUUUGCAUGCCGCAAGUGCACAACGAAAGAUGACAUUAAAUGAGCUUGAAGAAUGGCGGCAUGAAGCUUAUGAAAAUUCUAGGCUUUAUAAAGAAAGAACCAAGGCAUGGCAUGAUGCUCACAUUAAAAAGAAGGAGUUCAAAGUUGGAGAGAAGGUUCUUCUCUAUAAUUCUAGAUUGAAGCUUUUUCCAGGCAAGCUAAGGUCAAGAUGGAGUGGUCCAUACACAGUAACUCAAGUUUUCCCUUAUGGUGCAAUUGAAGUCUCUCAUGAAACUAAGGGAACUUUCAAAGUUAAUGGGCAACGAUUGAAGUCUUAUGUCGAUGGUGGACAUAUAUCUUUCUCCAAAUCCACCAUUCACUUGAAGGAUCCUUGA